AGAGGGCGGACUCCUCGGAGACUCCCUUCCUCCUGUAUACUUCCCUUGGUGGCACCAACACAACACAACACAACAAACGUCAGUGCUGAGAUACAAGGUUGGAGUUAUCACACACCCGGGAGGAUGUAACUACAUCAGAUAUAAAGAUGUGAGUGGAUGGAUGAAAGAAAGGAACACAAUGGUAGCAUGAGGAGACCAUCCCACACAAACAUCUCCCACCACAACCUACAAAACAGGAGGUAGAACUAGUCAAGAACAAUUCCUCAGAACUGUACAAUAUCGUGCACAGGCCAGAGUAAUUGACUCACUAAAGAGCCUUCAAGAUGAUGAGUGGAGAAUCGUGUGGGCGGUUUGGACAGGAUGACGACGAUGAUGAUGAGCACGAUGGUCCUGGGCGUCACAUGUCUCCACCAGAAGAUCCUUGGAACUUGAUAUAUCUGGCUCUGGUGAUGGCUGGUAUUGGCUUCCUAUUGCCAUAUAACAGUUUCACCAUUGCUGUUGAUUAUUUCCAAGAACGUUAUCCUGAGACCACGAUCGUCUUUGACAUUUCUAUCGUUUACAUCUUCGUUGCGUUUGGCGCUGUGCUGCUCAACAACCUCGUGGUGGAGCUGGUGCCUCUUAACAUCAGAAUUAUAUUUGGAUAUGUCGUUUCUCUGGUCAUGCUCAUCUUCGUCAGUUUCUUUGAGAUUUGGUGGCCCAACGCCUUCAUGGCCAGCAUCUCCUACAAAGUCACACUCUUCUCUGUCUCCGUGGUGGCCUUCGGUUGUACAGUCCAGCAGUCAAGCUUCUAUGGUUAUACCAGCAUGCUACCAAAGAGAUAUACUCAAGCUGUUAUGACUGGAGAGAGUACAGCGGGACUAAUCAUCUCUGGGAAUCGUAUAGUGACAAAAUUGCUGUUGGAUGACCAGCGGACCAACACCAUGAUCUUCUUCGUCAUCUCCAUUGCCUUUGUCUUCCUCUGCCUCGUCACUCAUGUUGUUGUUCAGAAGACAACGUUCAUACAGUUUUAUCUUAAUCUGUGCCGCACCACCGAGGAUACGGACGACCUCAAGAGAAUUACCUUGGAGCCGUCGGAGGAUGCUAUACUGGUUGAUGUAGCGGCAGGGUUUGGGGGUGGAAGUGUGAACAGUUCAUACGGUGGAACAGUGACACCCUCUGACUCCACUGCCACCUUCCAAUCUGCGGCCACUCUCCCCAUCUCGGCGUCUAUAGAUCCCAUUGACUCGUCGGCUCCCAGCUACAGAGUCGAGCAUGUUAUUAUGGGGAGAGUGAGAGGAGGCUACACAUCCACAUACACCAGAUCCAUCAGACUCUGGUCAGCUAUUAAGAGGGGAGUAAUAGCCCGGUGGCAGGUGGGCCGCAACGUAUGGCAGUAUAUGUUUUCCAUCGCCCUGGCAUAUUUUGUGACUCUGUGCCUCUACCCUGGCAUAGAGACUGAGGUCGUGUCGUGUCGUCUACAUUCAUGGAUGCCGGUGGUUAUGAUGGCCACCUUUAAUCUUUUUGAUUUUAUUGGCAAGAUUCUUGCAUCAAUACCUUAUGACUGGACUCGCCGACAACUGGUGAGCGGAUCUAUAGUCCGUAUAAUAUUAGUGCCCUUCAUGAUGCUUUGUGCUGGACCUCGGCCAACUCCUAUCAUCUCUGGUGAAACCGCCCCUCUCAUCCUCUCUGCCCUCCUGGGGCUGUCCAAUGGCGUCCUCGGUUCUGUCCCCAUGAUCCUUGCUCCCACCAAGGUGCAGGACGAACAUCGAGAACUCACCGGUAAUAUCAUGACGCUCUCGUACUACGUGGGACUGACGUUCGGUGCCAGCGUCGCUUAUGGUCUGGACGACAUUUUGGGUUCACCAUCAAUUCAUACUUGCCAGGAUAAGGUACUCGGUCCCAGCCUAAAAAAUAUCAAAUUAAACCCAACGGCUCUGACAGAAUUAACUUCUGCAUCACAUCUUCCCGAGCAGAACCUAUAUAAUACCUCAAGAGAAGGGACAAUGUAUGUGUUCUGAGGAAGUUAAUGUCUAUAUUGUGUGUGUGUUAAGAGUAGUGACCUUCAUAGAAACUGCCAAAUUAUAGGAUACUGUAAUGUACUGUAUUACCUUCUCUGUCGGUGACUUAUAUGUUGUAGUAUAUUUAGGGUUAGUAGUAAGGAAAUUAAAUUUUAAUUUUAUUAUUUUGGAUUUUAGAAAAAUUAGUCAUCAGUAACCAGUAUUUUGUGAAAUUUAAUUAUUUUGAAUUGGAUCUUCUAUAUAUAUUUCAAGUAAUGGUUUAAUGUUAAUUCAUUAUGGCUUACAGCUGGUCACUGGUUGAGAUAUUUAGGGAAGAUGCCACACGUGGACCCGUCAGCUCCCAGAUAGAAUGGGGUGUUAGAAAUAUAGAUGGAUAUAAGAUUAUUACAAAUUUGGGAAUUAGAGUUAUGAUGGCAUUUCAGCGAGCUUUUGUAAGAAGAUAACAAUCAUAGGUGAAUAUAAGGUGUUAGAUAUGUAGAUGUGAAAGUUGCAGUGAUUUUGAAAAGUGGAAUUGCUUUUUCAGAGUACUUUUAUAAAGUGAUGAUAAUGAUGAAUUAAAACUUAUGGGGAAGUUAAGGGAGUAGUGAGAGAGUCAUUGUACUGUAGUCAUUGUAAUAAGACUUAUCCCCACGGGUCGCCUUUAGAAUGUGUGAUAACAUUUUAAUACUCUUUUUAAUAUGCAUAAUAGGCUAGUUUUUUAUGAUAAUACAGGAAGUUGCUUCUUCACUUAGUUGUUAUUUAGAGAAAACUUUAUUUAUUUACUUUCAUUUAGUAUUUUAUUGUAGUUUAUUAAUGUAGCAAUUUGUUAGAUCAUUGCAUGCUUUUCUUUUUGGUUAAAGGAAGUAACAGAAUAUGAAUCUCAUAUCACUCUAGAUUAUUUAAGAUUUUACUAAUUAGUGGUAAGAUUUAUAUAUACAGUACAAUAGUAAUUAGUAUACUUUAGUGCAUAUAAUGUAAUUUUUGCUUCAGUUCACAAGGUUGUAUAAGAAAACUACAGUGUACACCAAUACAGUAGUCUAUUUAUUUGUGUAUUAAUUUAUUAUAUUUGUUACGUUUUUGUUUGUCUGAAGUCAGUCAGAGUCUUAUUAGUUUUAUUUUUAACAUCAGGGUCUCAACACAACACCUUCACGUGUUAGUAUACUGUACCUAUUAGAACUUAAUACAACCCAUGGGUGAUAUAUAUAUCUACUAUAUAUAUAUAUAUAUUUAAUUUUUUUUUUCCCCUGGUAGAUCGUGGUCAUGUACAGAUGGGGAAAUUUCAGAGUGCUACACCAACCCACGAAUUCAAACCAUACAAAUGGGAUACCAAUGAGCUCGAAGCACCUGAUAAAGUUCCAUUAUUCGGGUAACAUUGUGUAAGGGGGAUGGGAGGUGGAUGGCUAGGGGUUAGAGUCACUGAGUUUUGUGCAGGAGGAAGUUGCUCACAAUUCUUUCUCACGAAGCUAGUUGUCCCUCCUGUGAGAGGUCUGAGCUCAUAAUAAGAUUUAAUACUUAUGUGAUCCUGACAAUACCUUGGCUGCAAUGUGAUUGGCUGCUGACAUUGUUAACGUGAUGUCACCACUGCGUGGAAAGCUUUAAUAUUUUACAUUAUGUUCUUCUUUCCUCCCUUACUUAUAUAUACAGUAUUUUCAUGUAUUUACAGAAUAUGUAAACACAUAUCUCUUGAGUCAUAAUAUCCCCUUCUACCUAUAUCCAUAAUUAACCAGCAGAAAUGAUUAGCAUGACAACUGUAUGCUGCACACUCACAACCCUACCACCUCCUCCCACCCAACCCCCUACCCACUGUUAU
Molecule: messenger RNA, 3786 nt
Organism: Homarus americanus (American lobster)
Lineage: Eukaryota; Metazoa; Arthropoda; Malacostraca; Decapoda; Nephropidae
Gene: Ent3
Product: equilibrative nucleoside transporter 4-like
Exons: 12
Coding region: 324-1997 (557 amino acids)
Biological process (GO): nucleoside transmembrane transport
Cellular component (GO): plasma membrane
Molecular function (GO): nucleoside transmembrane transporter activity; monoamine transmembrane transporter activity
Source: RefSeq, a predicted model, not a curated record